Astyanax mexicanus (Mexican tetra) is the source of this 1679-nucleotide messenger RNA. Its product is annotated as GTPase IMAP family member 8-like. The transcript is spliced from 3 exons. Gene Ontology annotation, molecular function: GTP binding. Bases 153 to 1679 code for a protein of 508 amino acids. The record is from RefSeq and is a predicted model, not a curated record. Lineage: Eukaryota; Metazoa; Chordata; Actinopteri; Characiformes; Acestrorhamphidae.
CCACUGCCUUUAAAAGGUGUUAAUAUUUCAGGUCUCAACCAGUCCUUCAUGAAGAGAUCAAGCAUUUGAGCUGCCUGCUUUUUUUUUACUUCACUGUCAUUUUUUAUUUAGCCUUAAACAGUUUAUAGGCAACCGUACUGCAGUCACAAAAUAUGAGCGACAGAGGAAUUAGGCUGUGCUCUGAUCUGAGGAUCGUUCUGGUUGGUAAGACAGGAUCAGGGAAGAGUGCCACAGGAAACACCAUAUUGGGGGAAAAGGCAUUUCAUGAAGAAGCUUCUCCAGUAUCUGUGACACGUCAAUGUGAAACCGGACGUGGUCGGAUUGUAGGAAGAAAUGUUAAAGUCAUCGACACUCCAGGACUGUUUGAUACGUCGAUGUCUAACGAAGAAUUGCAAAAAGAACUAGAAAAGUGUGUCAGUAUGUCCGUUCCUGGGCCUCAUGUGUUCCUGCUGGUGAUCAGACUGGGGAGGCACACGGGGGAGGAGAGGAACGCUGUGAAGUGGAUUGAGCAGAACUUCGGAGAAGAUGCCUUAUGUCACACGAUCGUUCUCUUCACCCACGUCGACCAGAUUGGAGACAAAACACUGGAGGCGUUUAUCAGUCAAAGUAACGAUCUUUUGCGACUUACUAACAAGUGUGGUGAAAGAUACCUCGGAUUUAAUAACUGUGCCACUGACACGGAGAAGAAUAACCAGGUCAGAGUGUUGCUGGAGAUGAUAUAUGACAUGAUUGAGAUGAAUGGUGGAGGACACUACACCAAUGAAAUGUACGAGAAGGCCCAGCGUGAGAUAACAGACAGAGAACUGUCUGAUCUGAGGAUCGUUCUUCUGGGUAAGACCGGAUCAGGGAAGAGUGCUUCAGGAAACACCAUCCUGAGGAAAACGGCGUUUGAGAAAGAUGCCUCACAGGCUUCUGUGACCCAGCAUUGUGAGAUGGGAUCUACCAGGGUUGGUGGAAGGCUGAUCACAGUCAUUGACACUCCAGGGAUUUUAGAGACAUCCAGGACUACAGAGCAGCUGAAAGAGGAGCUGGAGAAGUGUGUCCGUAUGUCCGUUCCUGGUCCUCAUGUGUUCCUGCUGCUAAUCAGACUUGGAAGGUACACUGAAGAAGAGAGGAACGCUGUGAAGUGGAUUCAGGAGAACUUUGGAGUAGAUGCCUUAAUGUACACAAUCGUUCUCUUCACCCACGUCGACCAGGUUAAGGCCAAGACCGUAGAUGCCUUCAUUAAAGAGAGCAGAGACCUCAUUAGUCUGAUUAACAGCUGUGGGGGAAGAUAUCAUGCACUGGACAAUACAUCAACCAAGAACAGCGCCCAGGUGACGAAGCUGCUGGAGAAAAUGUCAGCCUUGUUAAGAAGGAACGGUGGCCGGUACUACUCCAACGCGAUGUACAAGCAGGCUCAGAGAACGAUAAAGGAGGAGGAGGAGGAGGAGGAGAGGAGGAGAAAACAAGAAGAAGAGAAGAACUUCUCGUUUGUUUCCUGGAUCAGCAAAAUUUUAGAGGAUCCUAUGCAGUUCUUUACAGACCAAGCAGUACUGGCCGUCACUGGAGCUAAUCUGAGCACUGUAGCCACUGGAAUGUGGUCAGGGACAGUCAUUUUCCUCCAGAUGUUGAUAAAGACGAUGGUGUGUCUGACUAAAAGCGUGAUUAACUGCACAAAAAAGAACAAACAACAGUAG